AUGCGCGCGACAGAAGUUGUGACUCCGUUGAGUGGGACGACGAUGGUAGCGUCGCAAGAUGAGAGAACAUUCGUCCUGUACUCACUAGUGGGUGAGGAACUGGAGCCUGUGCAGGAAAGCAAGCCACAGCACAGUCCUGACACCAACUGGAACGCCUUCGUGCUGCCGCUGCCACCCGCAGGAGGUCGCGUAACACUCGCAGAUGUGCACAAGGCGUUUCCACUAGGCAACAACUUUCACUUUGCUUUCCGGUGUGAAGACGGACCAUAUCUAGACGUGACAAAUCCUGAAUCUGCUGUGCCGUGCUGUGGUCGUAAGAUUUUCGCUCGUGUCACGCCGUUAGAUGAAGAGCCUAAUGUCAAGUACCUGCGCUACGAAGAGCAUUGUAGCACAUUACCGUCUUCGGGUCCAGCACAGAGAACAAGAGUGACAAAAAUAUGCUCCAAUAGCAAUGGGGGCAGCACGGCAGAGUGUCGUAGUCAUCCAUCGGACGACUACGAGGAGUUUGAGUCGACAACGUAUGAGUCGCAAGAUGAAGAACCACUAGCAUCGACUGAACGUACAACAUCACGUGAUAAAGCGCGAAAAGAACAAAGUGACUGGAAUCGCAACAUUUAUCAGAACGAAGACAGUGAAUAUCAAAAUACAGAUGAUGGUGACCGUGGCUCGAGGUUUGAUCGCGAUGAUCAAUAUGAAUCAAAAGGAGAGCCAGGUUCUCACCAGCAGUCGGAAUGGACCGACGCAGGUAAAGACGCGCAGACAUACUUGCGGAAACAGACAGUACAAGCUUACGAUUUUGCAAAGAAAAUCUCAAUCGAGGAUGUGAAGAAGGGCGCAACAGAAACGGCAUUAAAAGCCAAGAAGUUGGGAGGCUCUUUGCUUUCGUCGAUUAGCGCAAGUAUAGCCAAUGCUAGCGCCAAUGUUUCGAAGAACGGAAGCAUUCAGGUUGGUGGAGUUAGUGUACAAGUCGUGCGGUUGCUUGCCGAGGGUGCAUAUGCUCAAGUUCUUUUGGUUCGAUCAUCGGCUACGAAUGAAACGUUCGCCCUUAAGCGGAUCCUCUGUCAGUCUCAAGAGGUUGAGAAUGACGUUCAGAUGGAACUCCAAGUGUUCCGUUCCGUCAACCACCUAAAUGUUAUGCCGCUUGUUGAGUUUUCAGAGGCACGCGUUCAGCAAGGAAUGGAGUUUUACUUCUUGGUCCCAUAUUUCGAGCGUGGGAGUCUGUGGGACGCAAUCAACGCUGCGUGUCAGUCAUCGUCUCCACUUUGGCCAUUCUCUCAAUGCACCGCAUUGCAUCUCUUUCACGGCAUUUGUUCGGGCGUGCUUGCACUGCAUCGAGCGGGCUUCUGCCACCGGAAUAUCAAACCUCAUAAUAUCUUGCUAUCCUCGUCAUCUACCGGAGAAAAUUUCCUGGCGUACAUUCCGGUCGUGACAGACUUCGGCAGCUGCGCUCCAAUUUACGUAGAAGCGAAAUCUCGUCAGAACUCGCUCGAGUUGCAAGACGAGGCAAACCGUAAAAGCUCAGCUCCGUAUCGGGCACCAGAACUUUUCGAACCAACAGUUGACAGCGCACUGGAUGGUCAGUCAGAUGUGUGGUCCCUUGGUUGUGUGUUAUACACAAUGGCAUUCGGAUCAAGCCCAUUUGAGCAUCCACGCGAGGGCUUCAUGAAAUUGGCAUGCUUGAACGGUCAGGUGUCGUUUCCGCCUGAGCUAGAUCGUAUGAUACACCAUCGCGGCACAGCAUUUACGGUCGAGUUUUGUGAUUUUAUCCGAGAUAUGUUGCACACGAACCCGGAGGAGCGUCCGUCGGUACUGGACGCGCUCGAAUUCACUGAAGAACUACUGAAUGAUGAGAUGCAGCGGUAA
Molecule: messenger RNA, 1863 nt
Organism: Peronospora farinosa
Lineage: Eukaryota; Oomycota; Peronosporomycetes; Peronosporales; Peronosporaceae
Source: the annotation of a GenBank genome assembly